AUGUCCUAUUUGAAAGACUAUCCGAAAAAUUCUAAAAGUUGUUGACCCUUGUGAUGACAAUUGAUUUUAUUUAUUUGUUUGCUGGAUAUUAGUCGCUGCUUAGAAGUCAUUGCGAUCUAUAAUAAAAGCAGUGCAGUAAAAUCUUAUUUUAAUUUUUCAGAUGAGCUUAAUUUGCUUGUGGAGUGGCAUAAUUGUGAAUACCAAGAAGCAUGAAUUUGUUUUAAUACAUAUAUGAACUCUAUGCUCAUUUUAGACCUAACAGAUAGCAUUGAAUCUCAGUAUUAUAUUUCCAAAUUAUGCGAAGAGAGAAACAUUCCUCACUUGGUGUUUGAAAAUAAGCUAAAUUACUUCGAUCAGUUAACUUUUUCACUCCCCCUCAGUGAGUGAGGAAAAGCAUGGAAAAUUAUUUGCUGGGAAGAAGCAAAAUAUGAAAACAAUAUUUUCAAUAUAAAAAAAUUAAAAUAUUGCUAUUAUUAAAAAAUCUCUAGCUAAUUAUUCUGUUGGGUCUAAAAUAUAUUUUAAUUUAAAAUUAUUAAAGAGGAGGUCAGUAACUCCAUCUUCUUCAAACCAAAUUAAUGCGUUUAUUACUACUCUUCAUUAUUUUAGGUGGACUCAAGGCCUUGCAGCAAAUAAUGGAAUUACAAGCUCUUUAAAAGAAAACCUAAAAAAUUACUCAGAAAGCUUUAACUAUUUAACAAUUGAGUCUGGAGCAAAUAUUGAUGAACUAGUUAGGAGUAGGAUCAUUAAAAGUCAGGCGUUAGCCAAAUUGAUGAUGCAGUGAUCAAAGAUAUGCCCCACGAGAGGUUCUGCUACUUUUUGACUCCAGCCUAGAGGGUUAUCCCUCAUACGAGUGACUUCUGAUGCCUUCUGUCUCCUUUUUGUGGAUUCAGUCUCGAGUGGGCUUAUGGAUUUCUGUGGCCCUACUAUGGGAGAUUGGAGUAGCUUUAUUCCAUGGAUCAUUUCUUUGGAGUCUGUCGGGCGUCAAAGUGCCUUCCUUCGAAAGCUCCAGGAAAAAGACUAAUCACCUGUGGCCUGGGCCGAAACCCCCAGUUCCUCGGUAGAGGAAUGCUCAUGGGUCCUCGGAUCCAGAGGACUUUGUUGAGCACCUCCAUUUCCAACCACAGGAAAACAGCCAAAAACUUACCCGGAUGCAUACCUCUUGAGUCUGCACUUGAUUCAAGGCAUGAGUCCGUCCAGUUUGCCAUAGCCAUAAAUUCUGGACUGCUUCCCCAAGAGGGCACGCUGACACUUUUCGCCAUUCUAAUGUAUAUUAAACUAGUUAAUAGGGUUAUAACUCCUUUAGGUGCUACUUUGUAUUAUAUUUUUACGAACUCUUCCGAAUCCUAUAAAUUGCAAAAGGCUUUAAUAUCCACUAAACUCUUAUCAAGCGGAAAUGGGAUUGUUUUAGACCAGAAAAGUGGAUAUAGCUGCAUAGUUGAUGGAGCUCUAAUUGUUACUGCCAAAGGACAAGAAUAUAGUACCUCUGAUGGAGAUUAUAUGAAAUCAUCAAUCGAAAGUGUAAUUUCUGAACUGCUGAAAAAUAUUCAAACAGAAAGUAGUAUUGAAAUCCUUUCUUAUCUGAAUUUUAUUUCAAAAAAUCAUUACAGAAGCCAAAACUUCUCUUUAGUUAAUAUUCAAAACGGUGAAAGGUUAAUAGUAGGAGAAAUUUUUGAUGAAAAAUUAUCAAUAUUUGGAAAUAUAACAUUUCCAGGGAAUUCUUCAAAAAUUCCGAAGUCAGAAAAGAAAUUUUUGCAGCUGAGCAUUGAAGCAGGCUCUACAAAUCCAAUAGGGCCUGCAAUUCCUAUUGGAUUAGUCGGAGGGUAUGGCUCAUAUGCAGCUACAGACGUUAUCAACGAAGGUGACUCUGGCCUGCUCACAAAUUUCCAAAUCGAAAUGUUUAAUUUUGACUGUGGAGCCACAAUUUAUAAUGCCACAUUUGCUAAUGCAUGCUAUUUAAAAGACAAGGAAAAUUUCGGUCUUGGGCAUGUGUCAGCAUUAGGUUCUGCUAUGGCAAUUGGCUCAAUGACUUCUUUUAAGCAGCUCAAUUUGACAUUUCCAAUUGUGAGUGCUGCAAAUGGAGACCCAAGUUUAAGUUCUACAGCUGCUUUUCCAAUGUACAUGAGAGUUCAGCUUUCAAAUUCUUAUGCAUUCUCAUUGCUCCCAGUUUUUAUCAGAGCCUUGGGAUGGCAGCAAGCCUCAGUUCUUUACCAAAAUGAUUCCUGGGGAAUAUCUGCUUACUAUUAUUUACAGCAAGGCGCUAAAAAUAACCAAAUUGAGCUAAAAAAUCCAGAAAGCAGCAGAACUAUCCCUCCAAAUCUCGACAGGAAUGGGGUAAAAAAAUAUUUAUAUGUUCUUCAAGAGAUUAUUGAUACUCAGACAAGAUUUUUCAUUUCUCUUGUUCAGUAUCCAGCUAUUUAUUUUAUUUUUGAAGAAUUUUAUGAUUUAGGACUAAGAAAAGGAGAUCUAGUUAUUUUAACAGCGCUCACAGAUCUUGUUCCAUUCUUAGGAUACGACAAUUUACAUUUAUAUAAACUAUAUGAGACAGGAGUUCCAAUUAUAACUAUGUAUGGGCAAAGCUGAGUUGGGCCACUUGGAGCAAAGGCUUUAUCAAGAAUUUCAAAUGCUUAUGGAAACCAAAAGAACUCUUAUAGCUGCUUUUAUUUUGACUCGGUAUUUUUAAUUGCUUACGCUUUGGAUUAUAUGAUUAACAGAGGACUCGAUUAUACUAAUGCUAAUAAAUUGAAUGAAGUCAUGAGAAAUCAACAAUUUUAUGGGUGCUCUGGAGAGGUCAUUAUUGAAAAAGGGUCAAAUGAUCGAAUUUUACAAACCUUAGAAAUUUUUGCUAACAAAUUAGAUGAAAAUGGAAACUUGACGACGUAUAUUGUGGGGCAGUUUAAGACUCAAAGCACACAGCUUAUAAAAAUUGAAGAACCUUUGGUAUAUGCAGAUGGGUCAACUAUAAAACCUACCGACUUGAGAAACACCAAUUAUGAAUGCCCAUUUCCUAAUAGACUUAUAAGAACAUUUGCAAAAGGAAGAGCAUUGGUUUUUGGGAUCUGCUUCAGUGUUGCCUUGAUUUCUCUGUUUAUUACUAUUUACAUAUGAAAACGAUGGUGAAAGAUAACUGUUGCACCUUUAACAGUAAAAGAAGAAAUUUCUAUGCAAGAUUUUAUUGUCGGAGCAACAAUUGUUAUUGAAUUUUUCCAAUUUUCAUCUAUGGGCCCUGAUUUCUCGCCAAUAAACUCUACAUUAGCAGGAAUAAGCAGUUUAUUUUCUCUCAGUUUGGACAAUAUUUUGAAGCUGCGGAAUGGGAUUUUUUGAAUAAUCGUGAAUGCUGUUUUUGGCUCAAUAGGAUUAUGAGUAAUCUUAUGCUUGGUUGUGCUUCUACGAUUAGAUGAAAAAUUCCCAACAAAUUUUAUUUUUAGGAAUUUGGAUGCUAUUGCUGACUAUUUUAUGCCAAUUUUAGGUGAUUUGUGCUUUAUUCCGUUUAUUUCAAUUUGUCUUGAUAUAUUUCUCUGUGAUCAGUCUAUUGGAGAUAAUUUUACUGAUAGUUUUCUUGCUCAAGACUGUUAUUAUUUUUGCUGAAAGGAUGAACAUUUAGCUUAUGCGAUUUUGUCUGUGUUUGCUUUAAUAGCUUAUGAGCCACUUGCUGUAUUCUGUAGACCUCUUUGGCAAGAACUUCAGCCUCUUUUGCAUGUAAAAGCAGUUCCACUAUUUCUGAUGGUAAAGACAAUAGUUCAGAUGACUUUAAUUGUGAUGAAUAAGACAGUAAAAAGAGCACAAAAUAAUCUCCAUGGAGCUCUAUUUAUAGCAGUGAUGGGUUUCUAUAUUAUUUUUUUAUUUAAAUUCAAGCCUUAUAACUACCCAAGAUUCAGCUGAUGACAAACUUUAGUUUCAAUUGCAGUUGUCUGACUAGCUUUUCUAUCAAUAAUUGCUCAAAAUGGCGGUGAUGACCCACUUAUUUUGACAUCUAUUUUGAUACUCGGGUUUAUAGUCAUAGCAAUAAUUGGAGUUUAUGUCCAGCAUAAAAAGUAUCCAAGUCUGCUAUUCAGGAAAAAAGGCCAAGAUGCAUCUAAUUUAUUUAAAUUUGCUUUUUCUUUUGGCAGGCAUUCAAAACUAGCUUUAUCAAAAAUUGUUCCAAGCGGAACAUCAAUGUCAUCUCCACGAAAAAUUGAAGACCCGAGCCCAUAA
Molecule: messenger RNA, 4191 nt
Organism: Blepharisma stoltei
Lineage: Eukaryota; Ciliophora; Heterotrichea; Heterotrichida; Blepharismidae
Source: the annotation of a GenBank genome assembly